AUGGCCGGGCAGCCUCCGCGCUCCGACCGGAAGAUGCCACCGCGCGCCGCGGGGCGCGCCCGACGCCGGAAGCGGCCGCUGCAGCCCCCGACCUGGGAGAUCUCGGAUUCGGACACCGAGGGCCCCGCAGGCGAGGAGGCCGCCGCCAGGGUCCGGGACCCGGCGGAGGAGCGCAGGGCGGCCGCCGAGGUGCUGCGGCGUCUGCGGCCCGAGCAAGCCGUGCGGCGCCUGGCGGUGCUCGUGGACCCAGCCAUUCUGGAAGAUGCCGGUGCCGACAUCCUGAUGGAGGCUCUGGACGCCCUGGGCUAUGAGUACCUCGUGGAGCCCGAGCGCUCUGCCUGGAGGCUCAGGUGGAGCAGAGUGAAGCCAGACCCUUGCCCCUUCAGUGUGCCUCCUGAGGUGUGGGCUGCGGAUGAGCAGGACCGGCUGCUGCUGCUGGAGCCUGAGGAGUUUCUGCAGGGCGUUGUCUAGCUGACCCAGACAUGUGGCCCAACCUGUUCUGUGCCCUGGAUCACUCCUGAGAGCCCUGCCUGCCUGCACCUGGCUGUCAUUGGGCUGGAUGUUUACCUGUGGUCUUACCAGUCCAGCACCCAGGAAAUAUGGCAGCCAGAGCGUCCAGCGGUGGCUAGUGCCAAGGUGGCAGUUGGCUGGCCCGAGGUGGAGGAGGCCCUGGUGCUCCUGCAGCUCUGGGCAAACGUGGAUGUGCUGUUGGUGGCCUCCUGGCAGGAGCUGAGUCAGCAUGUGUGUGCCUUCACCAAGGCCCUCACCCAGCGUCCCUUCAAGCAGUCCAGGGAGUCUGGGGCCUUUUCCUUCUGCACCACCGGGCGCUGGGCAGCAGCCGAGAAUGUGGCAAGAGAUGGCACCGGCCUGCGGGGGGCCUGGUGGCAGCAGAUCAGGCAGUUCAACUGCGUCAGCCCGGCUGUGGCCAAUGCUGUUGUCGCUGCCUUCCCCUCCCCCUGCCUUCUGCAACAGGUGUACGUGGCCUGUGGCAUGGAGCAGGAGCGCCUAGCCCUCCUGGCUGACCUCCCUGUGAAGAUGGGCGAGGAUGUGCAGCCCCACAGGGUGGGACCUGACCUCUCCCGCCACAUCUGCCUCUUCCUGACGACCACCAACCCCAACCUCCUGCUGGACCUGGGCUCCUGACCACGCCUGUGGUACCAGAUGGGCCCUUCUCCCACCUACUGGCAGGACUGAAUGCAGCCCGCCCAGGGAACAAACUAGAAACCACGAGCGGUGGUGUGCGGGAGCAAGACACCCAGUACGACCUGCACCGGGGCUCUCAGGCAGCCUCAGACGAGAGGAACAGCAGCUGACAACAUGCAAAGCAAGUUAUGAAAAACCCAAGGCCGGCGGCGACAGCAGGAAGAGCCGAC
Balaenoptera musculus (blue whale) is the source of this 1373-nucleotide messenger RNA. RefSeq names its product essential meiotic structure-specific endonuclease subunit 2 (gene EME2). Gene Ontology annotation, biological process: resolution of meiotic recombination intermediates; double-strand break repair; replication fork processing. The record is from RefSeq and is a predicted model, not a curated record. Gene Ontology annotation, molecular function: DNA binding; nuclease activity. Lineage: Eukaryota; Metazoa; Chordata; Mammalia; Artiodactyla; Balaenopteridae. Gene Ontology annotation, cellular component: nucleus; Holliday junction resolvase complex.